Aspergillus aculeatus ATCC 16872 is the source of this 654-nucleotide messenger RNA. Its product is annotated as dynactin subunit 5. Bases 1 to 654 code for a protein of 217 amino acids. The transcript is spliced from 2 exons. The record is from RefSeq and is a predicted model, not a curated record. Lineage: Eukaryota; Fungi; Ascomycota; Eurotiomycetes; Eurotiales; Aspergillaceae.
AUGCCCCCCAAAGCGCCAAAAGGCGAAUACAUUGAAACCGACACAGGCAACAAAAUCUCACGCCGCAGCCUCAUCCACGGCACGCAGCACAUCAUCCUGGGCGGCAAGACCGUCAUCCAAUCCGACGCCGUCAUCCGGGGGGACCUCUACCGCUCCUCCAGCACCAGCUCUCAUUCCCACUCCAGCUCGCACUCCAGCUCCCACAAACCCACAUCCUCUACAUCCUCAACCUCGGGCGCAGCAUCUCAGUCCCAAACUACGCCAUCCGUAGCCAUCACGAUCGGCCGCUACAGCUACAUCUCGCGGCAGGCGAUCCUGCGGCCGCCGUCGCGGCUGCACCGGGGCGUGUACGCGUUCUACCCGCUCAAGAUCGGCGACCACGUGUUCGUGGGCGAGCGCGCGGUCGUCGAGGCCGCCAGCGUGGGCAACCACGUGCACAUCGGCCGGGAUGCCGUGGUGGGCAGUAUGGCGAUCUUGAAGGAUUUCGCGUACGUGCUGGAUGGCGCGGUCGUGGCGCCGGGGAUGGUUGUGCCCAGUUGGUGUGUGGUUGGGGGCGCGCCGGCAAGGAUUGUCGGGGAGGUUGGGGAGGGGUAUGGGGUUGAGGGGGCGGAGGGGGGCAUGGCGAGGGAGAGGUAUCGGGUUGUUGGAAGGUGA